Symbiodinium natans is the source of this 4068-nucleotide messenger RNA. Lineage: Eukaryota; Dinophyceae; Suessiales; Symbiodiniaceae. The record is from the annotation of a GenBank genome assembly.
AUGGAGUUCUUUGCCGGGAGUGGGAGGUGCACCUCUUCUGUCAGGAUGCGAGGGAACCCGGGCUGCCCCUUCGAUAUCCUCUACAACCCUACAGACACCAUUCCACCCGGGUCCAGUAACUACAUGGACAUCAAUGGUGUUUCGGGCUUUGCGUUGGCCGUUCUCUUCUUACUUCGAUGCCAAGAGCACAACUUCUGUGCCUGGUUCGGCAUGAAAUGCAGUUCAUGGUGCUCCAUGAACCGCGGGACGAGUGCCCGCAGCGCCUGCAGUAGCACGGGGGACGGCUCAAAGCCAUCAGUGGCGUCUGCCAACCGAAUGAUAGAGCGGACCACGCUCCUGCUCACAUUGGCGACUGCUCUGGGAGGAACCUGGGCGGUGGAGCAGCCAGGAAGCUCUACCCUGGAAUUUUAUCCCUCGCUGAGGUAUUUUCUUUCCAAGCUUGCUGAAUGCCAUGGGAACAUCUCUGUCUGUCGUGUGGGCUGGUGGAUGGGAGCUUUUGGAGCUGCCACUGCCAAAAGGCAGUACGCCAUUUCGAAUUCCCCGGCAAUCCGCCGCCUAGACCGUGGCAAGCUGCAAAACUUUCCCCCGUCGCAGAAGCAAACAGCUGUUUACGGGCACAAGAACGGCCGCCAAACUUAUCGUGGGUCGGAGCAUCUCAAGCAAACGGAGAAUUACCCACAAAGAUUUGCCAGCGCUAUUGCCGAUAUCUACAACGAUCUGCGGGCUACGGCGCGUGGCUGCCCUGCUUUGCCACCAACCUUGCCAUCUGCCCUGCAGUCUUUUCAGCUGAAUGAAACUGCUCCUGAAGUAGCAGCGCUGUUCCAGUGUGCAGCCCAAGUUACCGGCGAUUUCUUGGAAACCGCCAGCCCCGAAGAACUUGAUGUGUACGCAGCGCAGAUCGCGGCCGAGCUAGAGGACUUGCACUUGCAGACCCUGCCAGCCCUGUCGAGUGAGGACACAGAGCAGCUACCCGAAGCUGCUACCGACGAUGACGACGAGGAUGACGAGGAGCCUGUUGCCAAGGUUCGCAAGUGUGGGAAUGGCAAGAAGGAGCUUCUGCUGGAUGCUGCCAAAGCACGUAUCCGCCGCAUGGUUACACCCAGGAAGCGCAAAGGCAGAACCGCCCAGGAGGCCGUCCCAGACGUCGUCCACCAGCAAUGGGGCCUCGGCACCACUGCAAGGAACAAUAUGGCAGAGCUGCUGCUGCACAACAAUGGAGACAAAGUGGUCUUCUUUGGGGAGCUGGAGCGAUACAUCAAAAAGGAGAACAAAAUCACAAUCGUUCGAGAUGAGGGGUGGUACAGUGAGGCCGAAAUGAAAUCGGACUUGAAAUGGACCAGAAUCGCCGGAGCUAAGAAGGCGUGCGAAGCCACCCCCGACACCCACAUACGGUCGAAUCAGUACGAUGGUAUCCUGGAGUAUUGGGUUUGCAUCAGAGAGAAAGGGUCUGUGGAGAAGAUCCGCGCGGAAUUGGAGAUUGAGGCCAACCGCCAGGCCGUGGAGGACCUCAAGAAGAGGGCCGACGAUCAGAUGCACUCAGAUGAGGUGAAGUCCAAUGUGGAGGCCUGCGCGUGCAUGAGUAGUGGUACGGACUGCCUUCAUGAUGCUUGCAGUUGUGUAUCCCUGCAUGUGCGCCAGCAGCAAGCUACGGUGCAGCGAUUCCUCGACUCCAUCCUAGCCAAGUGCACCAAGCUACGAACUUUGGUAAAAGAUUUGAGGAAGAACUAUGGUACUGAUUCGGACACGUCCAAGUCCGCCUUGGAAGAGCACAUCGCGAAGUUGGAGAAUCAGUACAACAUUGUCAGCGACGAACUGGCUAAGGGCAUGAGUGAGAACUACAGCGCAACGUGGUGGACAAACAUCAAUCAGAAAAUGAAGGCGGCUACAUUGGUGCAGCAACCUUACAACCAGGUUCUGCUAAGUUUGAGCAGCCGUGCAACUGCUGCAGAGCUCCAGAUCAAGCAGCAACCUCGGAAUGCGAAGAAGUUUUUCGGCCGUGCUGACGGUAGUGCUGACGCUAGCACUGACGAGGGCGGCAAGCGCCCACCAAAGGUCGCUUGCAGCGCUGUGGUCCGCGCUGCACGAGCAGUGGUUGAAGAGCUGCCAGUGGCACGGGAGACCUCAAUAGGGGCACUGGCUGCUAUCCACACAAGCAAUGCAGAACGGGGAUUGCACAAUUUGACCCGUAAAAUGAAGCUGGCUCUUCCUGUGCAAGUGCGCAUGCAGAAGCUAAUGUUGGACGAGGAGGCGCCUUUGUUGCCCCUUUCAUCCUGGGCCCGGUUCUUCAUGAGCAAGAAUAUGUGGCACAGUAUGAGUGGCUUGGAGAAACCUGACAGCGCCCGCUGCGAGGCCCAGUGGGAGUUGUUUUGGCAAAGGUUUCGAGGGGUGUCCCCCAACCACGACAUCUUUAAACUUAAGACGCGCGAGCAGCUGAAGCGGACAGCUGCAGUUUUACUUCAUGGCGAUGAAGGCCGAUCUCGCAAAAAAACGGCGAUAAUGGUUCUAUCCGCGCACAGUGUCUUGGGACGCGGCUCGGGCUUUCAUCGCUCUUCAGUCAAGGAGUACGCGCAGCAAGACUUGAACUUCCUCGGUCACACUUGGGGGUCGCGGUGGUUGCUUGCUGUUUUGCCACGCAAGAUGUAUGAUGACGAGCGCGCAACAAACUUCCAAACGGUUCUCGAAGUUUUGGCCGCCGACAUGAAAAACCUGUUGUUGGAUGGAGUCCCGUCGCUCUGCGGCACAAUGCAUUAUUUUGCAGUUAUCCAUGUGAUGGGGGACUGGCCCUUUCUACAGAAAGCCUUUGCCUUCGACAGAUCGUUCCAGAACGCUGCAAAGCAGCCCACUGCCAAGAACCCGGCAAAGGGGAUUUGUCACGUUUGUCGAGCGGAUCAGGAUGGUUUCCCGUGGGAGGACUUUGAGUCUGCAGAACCUCGGUGGAGGAGCUCGCUACAUGUUCACUUGCCGUUUCCCGAAUUUCCACCGCUUUUCCUCUUACCCCAUGACCGAUCGAAACCAAUGAGCUUUCCAGGCCAGGACUUGUUUCACGGCUGGCAUUUGGGGGCUGGCAAAAUCUUCAUGGCUUCGGCAAUGGCCCUCUUCAGCGACGAGUUCCCCGGAAGGUCAAUCGAUGCACGUUUUGAAGCAAUGGUUCAGGACUUCUUCAAGUAUUGCAGCGAGCACAACCAGCAGCCUUUCAUCAGAAAACUGACGCGCGAAACAUUGAGUUGGAAGAACACCACGGACUAUCCGACGGGGGGGUGGUCCAAGGGAAGUACAACGGUUUGCUUGGUUCGUUGGUUCCUUCAUGCUUGCAGGCAGCGCAGCGACAACAUUCCUGAAGAUUCAUUUUUGCGUGUUUGCUUCAAGGCAGCGCUGAGUAUCAACCUGUUCUUCUCGAAGUUGUACCGGCAACAGGUGUGGAUCCCCAGCGAAGCUGCCAAAGAAAUCUCACGCCAUGGCUUUGACUUCCUCAAGUUCAAUUCCCUUUGCGCGAAGCGCGCUUUCCUGGCGAACCGCCCAGUGGCAGAGUGGAGCUCCUCAACGGUGCGCUUGGAAAAGGGCCGCAAGGACUACUACUCCCUGACGCCUUACCUCAUCGGCGGUCAUGGAGCUGGCUACAAGAAGGCCAUGAGGGACCAAGCCGCACAGCACGUCGGCAAGGUCAAUACCGUGGCUCUCCGGGGACCUUCCCCUCAACUAAGGAUCCAAGUGGCCACCGAUGCCAAAAAGCAGCCCCUGAAUGAUGCAAACGCGGAGUGGGACGAGGCCACAGCCCCCUGGGUGAAGAUGGGCACCGUGACGAUCCCGAAGCAGGACUUCGAAAGCCCCGUGACGGUGGGCAACGUCGUUGGCUCCGGACUCUGGCACCAGGGGAAGGCAGAGUUCAACUCCAAGGAGUUCCUUUUCGCCCCAGGGCAGACGCCCCACCGCCCGCUCGGAGACAUCAACAUGUUCCGCGCGGAUCUCUACCCCUCCUACGAUCACGCCAGGCAGCAAUAUCUCCUCCAGAAGAGCCCGGGCACGCCGGCCAAAUGCCCCUUCAAGGACAUCGCUGCCUGGCUGCGCUAG